UACUCAGCAUGAAGAGACUUAGCUGUCUUUUGCUUCUGCUUGGCUUCUUAAAACCAUUCACCUGCCGUCCAACUGGCAGGAAUGAGAAGGAAAACAGCUCAAACAAACUCCUUCUGGUUUCUUUUGAUGGAUUCCGUUGGAAUUAUGACCAGGAUGUCAACACCCCGAACAUGGAUCUCCUCGUGAAGCAGGGAGUGAAAGCCAAGUACGUCACCCCUCCUUUCGUGACCAUGACUUCCCCAUCGCACUUCACAAUCAUCUCCGGUCGCUGGAUUGAAGAUCACGGAGUGAUCCACAAUAUGAUGUUUAACACAGAGACCCUGAAGAAGUAUUCUCAUAAGGCAACCCAGAACAAGACAGAGUGGUGGGACAACGGGGUGUUGCCAUUAUGGAUCACAGCUCAGAACCAGGGGAAAAAAACAGCCUCAUUCCAUUAUCCUGGCGGUGGUGCAACUUACAAGGGGCAGUCGGUCCACAGAACUCUCGUAGAGUCGUUUGAUCACCCUGACAGCAAUGAGACCGAGUGGAGAGAGAACAUUGACAUGGUUAUGAGCUGGUUUACCAAAGAGAACUUUGAUUUUGUCACCCUUUACUAUGGAGAACCUGACCAGGUAGGGCACAAAAAGGGUCCUGAAACAGAAGACAGAAAGCUUAUUAUUCAACAGAUUGAUAGGACCAUUGGCUACCUUGUGGAAGCUAUUGAGAAACACAGCUUGAAGGAGAAGUUGAAUGUCAUCAUUACUUCCGAUCAUGGAAUGACCACAGUAAAAAAGAAGCCUGCAGUACAGGAGAUAUUAUUGUCCAACUACAUCAAAUUCAGAAACUUGACCAAGUUUGACAUACUGGACUAUGGGGGCUUUGGGAUGAUAUCCCCCAAGGCAGGAAAACAGGAGGAAAUUUACCAGGCACUGAAGAAUGCUCAUCCUCAUCUAAAAGUGUAUAAAAAAGAAGAGUUUCCUGAACAUUUCCACUAUGCAAAACACGAACGAGUUUUACCGAUCCUUGUUUAUGGCGACCUUGGUUACAGUGUUAAUUCGAGGAUAAUACUGUACAUUAACAAAGGAGACCAUGGGUUUGAUAAUGAGGAUAUGGACAUGAAGACAAUAUUCAGAGCCUUUGGCCCAGAUUUCAAACAGAAUUACUCAGCUGAGCCCUUUGACAGUAUUCACAUUUAUCCACUGAUGUGUAAACUCCUGGGCGUCACUCCAGAGCCAAAUAAUGGAUCGCUAGCGUUUACAGAGAAAAUGCUCAUUGAUACUGCCCAGCCACAGCCAAACAUCCGGCUCGCUGCUAUUGUUUUAAGUGCCAUCGUAGCCGUGCUGUCGUGAUCAUAUUCAUCUUGUCGGUGACUUGCACUGCCAUCCAGCGAAAGAAAGGGCUAAAGAAGGAUCACCACAAAGCAACAAAGAGGCCACCCUUAUCAUCAACAACGUUGUGAGCCAUUCUCAUUUUGAGAGAAGACAUAGAGCAUUUGAAAAAAUAAACCUGCAUCUUGUUCUUUUUUUGGUUCUACUUGCUGGAUGUUUGCUUUCAGAAACUGGCAGGAUGUUAAUGCGAAAUGAUCAUUUCACUUUUGGUUUGAUACAUCACUAUACAUGUCCGAAAAAAUCCUUGGUCUCAAAACAGCAAAGAUAGUAACGGGAUAGUAUUUUGUGAACAAGAGGGUGUCAACAUGUGCAACAAAAAUCUGUACAAUAUGAGAAAGA
Molecule: messenger RNA, 1706 nt
Organism: Pelodiscus sinensis (Chinese soft-shelled turtle)
Lineage: Eukaryota; Metazoa; Chordata; Testudines; Trionychidae
Source: RefSeq, a predicted model, not a curated record